Messenger RNA from Betta splendens (Siamese fighting fish), 2036 nucleotides. It is a transcript of the gene vamp8, whose product is annotated as vesicle-associated membrane protein 8 (endobrevin). The record is from RefSeq and is a predicted model, not a curated record. Bases 255 to 632 code for a protein of 125 amino acids. The transcript is spliced from 3 exons. Gene Ontology annotation, biological process: vesicle-mediated transport; vesicle fusion; SNARE complex assembly. Gene Ontology annotation, molecular function: SNAP receptor activity; syntaxin binding. Gene Ontology annotation, cellular component: SNARE complex; plasma membrane. Lineage: Eukaryota; Metazoa; Chordata; Actinopteri; Anabantiformes; Osphronemidae.
CAAGCUUUAUUUAAAAGCGAUCGGAUCAGGAAACUGGAUGUGUAAUAGACUACUUGACAGUCGAAGCGAAGGAAUUCAGAUGGACAGAUAAAUACAACCAGGAAGUACAACGAGCAGGAAAUAUUAUUGCCUCGGUGGAGCAUUGAACGGCGAAGUGUUUAAAAAAGUUUUGAAAAGGUUUUAAACAGUAAAGUAGUGCUAGUAUAAGUUAGUGAUAAGUUGCACUACGGUCUGACGGCGUUGUUUCAGGCAAGAUGGACACUAAUCCGGAGCGAGGAGAAGGAGCAGCAGCAGCAGCAGCAGCAGAGCCACAGGACAAGGUGCAGUCCUUGAGGAAUCAGGUAGAUGGAGUCAAAAACAUCAUGACGGAGAAUGUGGACCGGAUCCUGGCCCGAGGAGAGAGACUUGAUGACCUCAUGGGCAAGACAAAGGACCUGCAAGCAGGGGCUCAGCAUUUCAAGCAGACAUCUGUGAAGGUUGCUCGCUCUUACUGGUGGAAGAACGUCAAGCUGAUCGUCCUGAUCAUAGUCAUUGUCGUCAUCAUCAUCCUCAUCAUCAUCCUCCUGGCCACAGGAGUCAUCCCUGUCAGCGCCCCUGUGCCUCCUAUAGUCAACCCCACCACCAAGCCAUAAAAAAAUGCACAAAUGUAACAUAAAUAUAGAGUUAAAUCAUUAUUGCAUUCCUCGUGGACAGUAUAAAAUCUAAUGUUCAGAUAAAGCAAAUCACAGCUUUGUGGUGAGACCUUUACCACUUCUGGGUUCAUUUCUUCUGGUUUAGGUUCUAUCUUUUUUUAGCUCACAUUGUAAGUGAAGAACUUUCAAGAGACUUGACAUCCACAUUUGAAAACUUCUUCAGGCAAAUACAAAUUUAGCCCUUCUGUAAUUUCAAUCUCUACAGUUCAAGUUUCUCACCUGUUUUAUCAGGCAAGGUGAAAGUCACUUUACUGGUGGCUGGAGAUGAUAAAUGUGGAUUCCUUCACUCUACUAAAUGUUUUUUUGUUUUUUUUACUGUUGUCUGUUUCUUGACAGUUUGUGUGCAGUGUUCAAUCCAACAUUGUUUUUGCUGUUCUAGGAUGCUGAAGAAAAGGAGCAAACACAAACCUGUAACAAUCUGAAAUUUUUACUAUAAGCCUUAAUCGUGUUUUGAUAUAGGUUUUAAAGUGCUUUCCCUUUUUUCACAGUCUAGACAGAGAGCGUUUGAUUGAUUGUGCACUUGGAAAUGCAUGGAAAGGGUUAUUUUUCCCUUGGUAGACAUUUGAGGCAAGGUGCCCACUCUGUCCACAACUAUAGGAAGGUUACAUCACUGUGUCUCUGCAGUGGAGUCCCAGGAGUUUAUCUGUGAACUGAGUCAAUGAUGGGAGCUACAGGGUGAAAAAGCAGCACAGCAUUUUCAACCAAGUGGUUUUCAUGCCCAACAAAUAUAUGUGGCCUUUAAUGGGGAAAUAUAAGAUCGAAGUGUCAGGAUUAGCUGUUACAAGUCUGUUGUAUAAUGGAUAUCAGUCUCUUCAAUCCAAACAGGUAAGAGACAUCAUUUUCAGAUCCUCUGGCUCCCUCUGCAGGGCCCAUGUCUGCCAACACCCCAAAACCAACUUUAAACUAUUUAUUUAUGAGUAUGUGCAACACCCAUAAACCAAGCUGCAGUUCUUUAGAAUGUAUUUAUUUGAUGCCUUAUGUAAUGAGUUUCUUUCUUUUUUUUUAGCCAGAAAGAAUCGAUAGAAGCUAUAAAAGUUGACAAUCUAGACUUUAUUAAUCCUACAGCAUUAUUUUAAAAUAAUUUUCUUUGAAGUAUACACAAGGCUGUUUCUCCCUUCUAAUUUGUUCUUGUAGUGCAGUACUGUGCUCCAAAUAGUCUGCUUAUUAACACCUAUUUGAUCAAGUGCAUGUACACAUACCAGUAAUAGUACCAGUGAUACCAGAAACCUGCUCAGCUGGCCUGUAAUGGUGGUGAAUGUUUGAUUAAGUAAAAUCUCUUGUGUUGAUAACCAGUGUGUAUAAUGGUUUCAAAGGUCUGAUACUGAAUAAAUAGUCAUUACUUCA